Molecule: messenger RNA, 456 nt
Organism: Dentiscutata erythropus
Lineage: Eukaryota; Fungi; Glomeromycota; Glomeromycetes; Diversisporales; Gigasporaceae
Source: the annotation of a GenBank genome assembly
AUGGUUUCGGAAUAUUACAAAGAUUUUAAAAUUCAAGAGACUUCUAUCAUUCAAAAUUAUGAAAUAAUUGCACUCUUUUAUUUAACAAUUCCUAACGAAAAAAAUUUAAAUGUAUAUUUUCAACUUAUCGAUGAUACUCCUGUUGAAUUUUACUCAUAUUUGUACGAUAGCGAAUUUUCUAUCAAAGCAGAGUAUGCAAAGAUUAUUAGUUAUUCGAAAAAUAGAUUUGUGAAGUUUCAAAAUAUUACUUUUUUCAACCGUUACGAGAAAACUAUUGAAGCCGAUAAAAUAGAAUAUAUAAUGUAUUAUCCGGAUGGAUUUUUUUAUUGGGAUUACAUUGAAAAGAGUUUUUAUCGUGAAUCUGCAACAUAUAUUAAAUAUUUUAUUUUAACAAAUACUUAUACGUUUGUUGAUUCUAAAAGCACACAUUCUCUUGAGAGUUUAAUAGUUUUUUAA